CGUCUUCUUUUCUCUGCAUCUGGCACCUGCCAUGUCUUCAUCAUCUAAGUAGUAUGAAACAGCCAGGAUUCAAAUUCUUCUUCUCCUGGUUCUGGAGGGUCACUGCCUGAGAACACUCUCAGUUUUCUGUAUCUCAGGUACCGCAGGGCGGGCCGAAGAGCCUCCUCUAAUGCCUGCGCCAACACAGGGGCCUGUAUUUCUGGGAUCGUGUCCUGUCCUAGGUCAAAAGGGUCGUUUCCGUAUCCAAGAGCUCUGGUCAACUCCCCCAACGUUGUGCCCUCUCCCUCUAAGAAUUCAUUUAAUCUGCUUAAAAAUUCAUUAUUCAGGUCUGGGGGCUUAAAGAUCACUCUCCGGACACCCCUUUUCCGGGUAUCUCCUUAGGGACUAGAGCACGAGUCGUCUCCUCCGUCAGCCCUACUAAGGCUACAUUCCUGCUCUCAUCCCGCCGGCACAUCCUCCCGAGCAGUCUGUACCCGCCCAUCGGCGCCAAACCAGCCCGCAGAGCCUCCUCGGUUCCUGCCACAGUGCAGGUCGGGGGGAUGCCGGCAACCAACAGCGCUUUCCGAGGGCUCACAUCCAUCCCCCCGCACCAGGCUUCUAAGAGCCUCGGCGUCAUGGUGCCCCAAACAACAGAUUUAAAUUCUAAUGCGGCCGGGGCACCGAUGCCGCCGCAAUGCACGGCGUUUCUCCGCGGCACCCCGGGCACAGAGCAUGGAGAAUGAUGAACUUCCGUCAGAGGAUGGGAUGGAUUGGAGUGGGAUUGUAUUUGUUAGCAAGUGCAGGAGCAUUUUACUAUGUUUUUGAAAUCAAUGAGACUUACAACAGGCUGGCCUUGGAACACAUUCAGCAGCACCCGGAAGAGCCCCUUGAAGGAACCACAUGGACACACUCCUUGAAAGCUCGUUUACUCUCCCUGCCUUUUUGGUUUUGGACAGUUAUUUUUCUGAUACCUUAUUUACAGAUGUUUUUGUUCCUUUAUUCUUGUACAAGAGCUGACCCCAAAACGGUGGGCUACUGUAUUAUCCCCAUAUGCUUGGCAGUUAUUUGCAAUCGCCACCAGGCAUUUGUCAAGGCUUCUAAUCAGAUCAGCAGACUACAACUGAUUGACACCUAAAAUCAGUCACCAUUUUUUCCUUACAGUUACAAAACUGCCAGUACUAUAUGGAGCCUGAUCACAAGACUGCAGUUUGUUCACAGAUCUCAGGAAGUUGUGGUGGGGCAGAGGCUUUCUAAAAAGUGUGACUAGGGGGCUAUCUUUAUCUGAAUAAUAAUGAAUUUUUAAGUGAAGCCUGAGAUACAGUACUACAAAAUCAUGUUGAUGACUUCAGAUUUUGGAAGUAAAAUCGUGUCUGUUAUUUGCAUUCUUUAGAAACUUGAAUAAGUACCUGAACUAUUUUUAUUCUACUGUGCAACAUAGUGAUGAUUCAGAAAUUUUU
Messenger RNA from Mirounga angustirostris (Northern elephant seal), 1436 nucleotides. It is a transcript of the gene LYSET, whose product is annotated as lysosomal enzyme trafficking factor. NCBI's taxonomy places the organism in Eukaryota, Metazoa, Chordata, Mammalia, Carnivora, Phocidae. The transcript is spliced from 2 exons. The record is from RefSeq and is a predicted model, not a curated record. The coding region runs from base 674 to 1114 and encodes 146 amino acids.